Rhea pennata is the source of this 482-nucleotide messenger RNA. RefSeq names its product NADH:ubiquinone oxidoreductase subunit B7 (gene NDUFB7). The coding region runs from base 56 to 427 and encodes 123 amino acids. The transcript has 3 exons. Lineage: Eukaryota; Metazoa; Chordata; Aves; Rheiformes; Rheidae. Gene Ontology annotation, cellular component: mitochondrion. The record is from RefSeq and is a predicted model, not a curated record.
GGCGGCGUUUCCGGUUCCGGCGGUUCCGGCGGUUCCGGUUCCGGCGGCGGCGGCGAUGGGCGCGCACCUGGCGCGCCGGUACCUGGGCGAGGGCGAGACGGAGCCCGACCCACUGCGCAUGCCCAGCUUCCCGCCGGGCCUGGGGCUGCCCGAGCGCCGCGAGCGCGCCAUGGUGGCCACGGCGGAGCAGCUGGCGGCCGCCCGGCUGCCGCUGGAGCAGCGCGACUACUGCGCCCACCGGCUGCUGGAGCUGCUGCGGUGCCAGCGCGACGCCUUCCCCCGGCUGCCCCGCUGCCGGCACGAGCGCCACGCCUGGGACGCCUGCCAGCACCGCGACUACGUCAUGCGCAUGAAGGAGUUCGAGCGCGAGCGGCGGUUGCUGCAGCGGCGCAAGCGGCUCCAGGAGCAGCAGGCGGCCGCCGAGUGACGAACACCCGCGCGCUCGGGGGACCACCCGUGCCCAAUAAAACGCUGACGCCUAC